AGCCUAUAGGGUGCGAAUGAUUUCAUGCAAGAAUAGAAGUUUCGGGGCUGGACCCAAGGAGCGGCCUGAGCCCCUGGGGAGAUGUUGGGAGUGGCCGUCCUCAGCCUGAACAACCUAGCUGCCUCGUCGUCGUCACAGCUGCUGGCCGCCAUCCAAGCUGGAUCGGAGUAAUGACUAACUGAGCUUCCUACCGCAGGGCGGAAACAGUUAAAGUCCUGUGACAGCUGCAAUCAUUGAGGCGUGGCUUUCUUGUCUGACUUGGGCCGCACAAGAUCCUGGGACAAGGGGCAGAGGAAGGACGGCUCCGGCGCCAGAGUCUUCCAGAUGGCUGAGUUGGAUCUGAUGGACCCAGGGCCACUGCCUGGGAUCCCGGCUCACCCUCUGACCACUGUCAGCCCAGACUCUGGGUCAGGCAGCCUGGUGGAAGAAGAGGACAUGGGAUCCCUGGAGAGCCCUCAGGAGGAGACGGAGGGACAGGGCAGCGGCUCCGCAGGCCAGGGGGAUCCUGACGGUGACGGGGAGGCGGAGAUCCUAUGUGACUUCUGCCUCGGGACUGGCAGGGUGAAGGCGGUCAAGUCCUGCCUGACCUGCAUGGUGAAUUAUUGCGAGGAGCACCUGCGGCCUCACCAGGAGAACAGCAGACUGCACAGCCACCAGCUGACCGAACCCAUGAAGGACCGGGACCUGCGCACCUGCCCUGCCCACCACAGCCCACUGGUCGCCUUCUGCCGCCCCGACGGGCAGUGCAUCUGCCAGGAGUGUGGCCAGGACGAGCACAAGGGCCAUUCCUCGGUUUCCUUGGAUGCUGCCCGGAGGGACAAGGAGGCUGAGCUUCGAGACACCCAGUUAGAGCUGGAACGGAAGCUGAAGUUGAAUGAAAACGCCAUUGCCAGGCUCCAAGCCAAUCACAAAUCCGUUUUGCUGUCUGUGUCAGAGGUGAAGGCGGUGGCUGAGGAGCAGUUUGGGGAGCUGCUUGCCGCCAUGAGGAAGGCCCAGGCCGACGUGAUGCUCUUCUUGGAGGAGAAGGAGCAAGCAGCUCUGAGCCAAGCCAACAGCAUCAAGACGCACCUGGAGCACCGGAGUGCACAGAUGGAGAAGAGCCGGCAGGAGCUGGAGAGGAUUGCUGCCAUCAGCAACACUGUCCUGUUCCUGGAGGAGUACUGCAAGUUUAAGGACACCGAGGACAGUGCCUUCCCUAGUGUUUACAUCGGACUCAAGGACAAGCUCUCGGGCAUCCGCCGGGUCAUCACAGACUCCACGGUGCACUUAGUUCAGUUGCUGCAAAACUACAAGGAGAAGCUCCAGGAUUUCUCCAAGGAAGAGGAGUAUGAUAUCAGCACUCAAGUGUCUGCUGUUGUCAAGCGCAAGUAUUGGACCUCAAAACCCGAGCCCAGCACCAGGCAGCAGUUCCUCCAAUAUGCAUGUGACAUCUCUUUUGACCCGGACACGGCGCACAGGUAUCUCCGGCUGCAGGAGGACAAUCGCAAGGUCACCAACACCACGCCCUGGGAGCAUCCCUACCCGGACCUCCCCAGCAGGUUCGUGCACUGGCGGCAGGUGCUGUCCACACAGAGCCUUUACCUGCACAGGUACUAUUUCGAGGUAGAGAUCUCGGGAGCGGGCACCUAUGUUGGCCUGACCUGCAAAGGCAUUGACCGGAAAGGGGAGGAGCGCAACGGUUGCAUUUCUGGAAACAACUUCUCCUGGAGCCUCCACUGGAACGGGAAGGAGUUCACAGCCUGGCACAGCGACACGGAAACCCCGCUCAAAGCCAGCCCUUUCCGGAGGCUGGGGAUCUAUGUGGACUUCUCGGGGGGGGUCGUCUCCUUCUAUGGGGUAGAGCCCGAUACCAUGACUCUGAUUCACAAGUUUGAGUGCAAGUUUUCAGAGCCGGUCUACCCUGCCUUCUGGCUUUCCAAGAAGGAAAACACCAUCCGGAUCAUGGAUCUGGGGGUGGAGCCUGAGAAGCCCAUGCCACCGUCCGCCAAGGCUGCGCCCUCUGGUCAUCUCAGAAUCAUGGAAAACCUGGACCCAAGGCUUGGGAAUGCCCCGUAUUUCCGUUGUGAGAAGGGAGACAGUUCUGUCCCCGUGUGUCAAAAGUGCGAAACAUGUGUCUUGGCUUGGAAUAUCUUCUCGACCAAACAGUGGUUCCGGAGGAUAGGAGAGGUGCCCCGGAGAAGGUUUCUGGUGAGCAUCCUGGAGCAGCUGGGUAGCCUCUACUUGCUGCACUAUUUUCAGAAUAUCCUUCAGACCAUGCAGGGGAAGGAUUUCAUCUAUAGCCGGUCCCGGAUCAACCUCAGCAGGAUGGAGGGGAAGAUCGUCAGGUCUUCCUUGAACCAGAUGUUGGAUAAAACUGUGGAGCAGAAGAUGCGGGAGAUCUUGUUCUGGUUUGCAAGAAGCACCCACCGGACCAAGGCGAAUUACACGCUCUUUCUCCUGCAGAUGUGCGACCCCAAGCUGCUGCUGACCGCUGCCAAUGUCAUCAGGGUCCUGUCUCUGAGACAGUGGAACAACGUCGCGGACUACAGCGUGCCGUAUGAGACCUCAGAUGUUUUCUGGGCAGCCAGCACCAAGACUGCAUCCUUCCCUUUGUCCAGAGCUUCAGGAAAAGAAAAUUCGCUUGAAAACAGGGGGGGCGAAGCAUCUAAUACUGAUGGACAAUGGAAGAGCUCCAUCCAGUGCAUUUUCGAGAUGAAUAGCCUGUUUUCCAGAAAAGCAGGCCUGUCGAAGGCCGAAUAUAUGCCUUCCAAUCUGUUGGUUGACUUGGAUGUCGUCAAAGACCUGUCCUCUGGAGUCAGCAAAUACCGGGACUUCAUCCGUUCCCUGCCUGUUCACCUCUCCAAAUAUAUUCUAAGUAUGCUGGAUAAAAACAGCCUGAACAGGUGUGCCUCCGUGAGCCAGCACUGGGCCAUGCUGGUACAGCAGGUCAAGAUGGAUCUGUCAAUGCAUCCUUUCAUUCAGAGCCAUAUUACCUUCUUGCAGGGAUCCUACACAAAGGGAAUCGAUCCUAACUAUGCCAACAAGCUUUUUAUCCCAGUUCCUAAAAUAACGGAUAACGGGAAGUGCAUACGUGUGAAAAAUCAGAAAUUGAAACUGAGAACAAAGAAUGACUACAACCUGUGGGCCGCAUACCAGAACCAGGAAACUCAGCAGGUCCAAAUGGAGGAGAGAAAUGUCUUCUGUGGGACUUAUAAUAUCCGCAUCCUCUCAGACACGUGGGACCGAAACAGAGUCAUUCACUAUUCUGGGGGAGAUCUGGUCGCAGUGUCAUCCAACCGGAAGAUCCAGCUUCUAGAUGUCAUACAAGUAAAGGAAUUACCCACUGAGUUCCGAGGCCAUGCUGGGAGUGUCCGCGCCCUCUUCUUGUGUGAGGAGGAGAACUUUCUACUGAGCGGGAGUUAUGACCUGAGUAUCAGAUCCUGGGAUCUGAAAAGUGGGGCUUGUAUACGAAUCUUCAAUGGCCACCAGGGGACAGUCACUUGCAUGGAUUUAUAUAAGAACAGGCUCGUAUCUGGAGCAAGAGAUUGCCAGGUGAAAGAGUGGGAUAUAGAGACAGGGAAGUGUCUGAAGACAUUUAAACACAAAGACCCCAUCUUGGCCACCAAGAUCAACGACACCUACAUUGUGAGCAGUUGUGAGCGAGGGUUAGUCAAAGUGUGGCACGUUGUCUCGGCCCAGUUGGUAAAGACUCUCAGUGGCCACGAGGGAGCCGUGAAGUGUCUCUGCUGUGACCAGUGGCACCUCCUCUCGGGAAGUACUGAUGGCCUGGUCAUGGCCUGGAGCAUGGUGGGAAAGUAUGAGCGGUGCCUCAUGGCCUACAAGCAUCCAAAGGAGGUGCUUCAUGUGGCCCUUCUCUUCCUCCGGGUCAUCAGUGCCUGUGCCGAUGGCAAGAUCCGCAUUUACAAUUUCCUCAAUGGGAACUGUCUGAAGGUGAUGAAAGUCAAUGGCAGAGGUGAUCCUGUGCUGUCCUUCUUUAUUCAGGGCAACAGGAUGGUGAUCAACACUGAGAGCAAUAUUCUCAUGUUCCAGUUUGAGAAUAUAAAGUGGCAGUACUCCGUGGACCAGGCCAAACAAAAGAAGAAAGAUAAAGACGAGGACAGGGAAGAAAAUGACUUCACAGAAGUCGCCUCCAGGUCUAGCACUCAGGUUUUCAGCCUGAGGGACUCGAUGUCCAGUAAACAAACUGUGGGUCAGGAGUCCCUGUUAAGUAAACCAUACAGGUCCCGAGUUUUCCUGAAUGACACCAGGGUACCUACAGAAGUCUUAUCAGAGGGACCUAAAAGUCAAAGAAAGUCAAAAUCACCCCAGAGAGAUGGCAAGAAGAGAGUGAGUGCUCUUUCUAAGGAAGCACACGGCAUUGAUGGUGGGCAAGAGAGUUUGGAAGCAAAAUCCCUCGCAGGAGAUACAACAAACGAGGACGAGGAGAAAGUUCCACCUGGAGACUUCAUCAGGCGCUCAAAGAAAAAGCGCUGGCAAAUCCCCAUGUCCCCGGACCAGUUCCUUCUCACAGUGAAUGCCCUGCAGCAGGCCCAUAAGUCAGGGGAGUUUGCCUAUCCCCGGAGGCCCCAAACCCAAGUCAUUGAUGCCUGGGGACCUUCAAUUUCACACCCAAGGAAGGUUCUGAAUUUCAAAGGAAUAUCGGUCCAACAGGAAGUUAAUAGGUUGAGACAUAGCAACCCACCCAUCGACGUGAAGCAAACCAGUAUUCCCCUGGAGAUCCAGAAACUGCAGCCCAACCUGAAGAACUCUUUGCACAGUCCCCGAGUCCAGUCCACCAUACCCCAGCCUGUGAUCGUCUACCCCAGAUUUGCUGGUGGCCUUAAGGGAGAAGACCAAGCGACCGGCCCCAUCAGCGGGACAGUGCGUAGCUGUAGCCCUUUAACCAGCCUGCAGGUCAUUAAACCGAACCGCAUGCUGGCUCCCUCCGUGGGCCUGAGAACCAAGUCCCUCAAGAAAGAUCGACCUCGUUUCUACACGACCCUUGAUCCCUUUAGAAUGAACACCGAGUUCAUGUUGUUGACCGUAAAGGAGGAGAAGGAGUAUAGGGAGGCCAAAAUGAAGGAGUUCCAGGCCAGAAAGCCCAGAGACAUGGUCAGUCCAGAAAAAGCUAGCAGAGCUGCCUGGAUCAGGAAGAUCAAAGGCCUGCCGAUCGAUCAUUUCAUGAAGCAAGGGAAGACAGCAGCCCCUGAACUUGGGCAAAACGUAUUUAUCUGAACCAGCCUUGGGAAAUGAACAUCUUAGAAUAAACAGAGAACCCAAGUGGA
Lutra lutra (Eurasian river otter) is the source of this 5264-nucleotide messenger RNA. Its product is annotated as F-box/WD repeat-containing protein 10-like. Lineage: Eukaryota; Metazoa; Chordata; Mammalia; Carnivora; Mustelidae. The record is from RefSeq and is a predicted model, not a curated record. Gene Ontology annotation, molecular function: zinc ion binding; protein binding.